This is a messenger RNA of Lentinula edodes (shiitake mushroom), 3006 nucleotides long. Its product is annotated as RNB-domain-containing protein. The transcript has 16 exons. The record is from RefSeq and is a predicted model, not a curated record. Gene Ontology annotation, cellular component: cytoplasmic exosome (RNase complex); nuclear exosome (RNase complex). The coding region runs from base 1 to 3006 and encodes 1001 amino acids. Gene Ontology annotation, biological process: rRNA catabolic process. NCBI's taxonomy places the organism in Eukaryota, Fungi, Basidiomycota, Agaricomycetes, Agaricales, Omphalotaceae. Gene Ontology annotation, molecular function: endonuclease activity; RNA binding; 3'-5'-RNA exonuclease activity.
AUGGUGGAAAUCACCAUCCGAAAAAGGCCUCAAACAGAGGCAGUUAUAACUCAGCGUAAAUUCUUCAAGAAGACUGCUAGAGGCAAAGUCGUUAAGGUACUUCGAGAACGGUAUCUACGAGAUGAUGUAGCUUGUGGCAUCGAAGGUUGCAGGGAGUGCUCGACAGAAAUCUCUAGGCUUCUUCCUCCUUCCGGGGGCUUAGAGCAUCAGCUGUUUCCGAAUGGACACUACAUUCUUCCUGAUACCAAUGUUUUCUUGGCCCAAAUGGACCUCAUCGAGUCCAGUCUUUUCAAUCCUCCGAUGAUACUUCUACAAACUGUUUUAGAAGAAGUCAGGCACCGGUCUUUGCCUUUGUACAACCGUUUGAAGGCUUUGACGAAGUCGGAGGAUAAGCACAUAUGGGUAUUCUAUAAUGAAUAUCGCUCAGAAACUGCCAUAGUUCGUGAAGAAAAUGAGACUCCCAAUGAUCGUAACGACCGGGGUAUUAGAACCGCCGCAGCGUGGUACAACACCCAUAUCUCCCUCACACACACGCCAAUCCGUGGUCAAAAACAGAUGCCUCAUCCGACAGUCGUUUUAAUAACCGAAGACGCGGCGAAUCGCCAAAAAGCCGAACAAUCAGGGAUAGUGUCCGUCUCCGUCCGCAGGUACGUCGAGGCAAUGAAAGACGCGAAUGUGCUACUCGAUCUCCUCUCCGCCGAGGGGUCCCACAAUAUAGAGCCCACCAAAGCCGCUGCCGGUCGUCAAGCCCUCUAUCCUGACUACCUACCCACCCCAACACUAAUCGCUGGUGUAAAAGCUGGUGAAUUACACCAAGGACAUUUCAAUGCCAACCAGUAUAAUUACUUGGAGGGGAGCGUCCCAGUUCCAGCAUUUGACAAACCAAUCCUACUAGUUGGACGCGAGAAUAUGAACCGAGCAGUCCAAGGAGAUAUUGUCGUUAUUGAAGUUUUCCCCGAAAAAGAUUGGAAGGCUCCCGCUGAUGAAGUUGUCGAUCAAGAGGCUAUCCAAAAGAAUGAUGAUGCCGAGGACUCUGGCGAAGAGGGAGAUGAAAAUGACGAGGAAGUUUUUUCAAAAGAAUCCCGCGUCCUCUCUGGCAGCUCCAAUCAAAAGCCACCUUCGGAACGUCAGCCCACUGGCCGUAUCGUUGGCAUUAUCAAACGAAACUGGCGAGCUUAUGUGUGCCACAUCGACAGUACAUCUUUGACAUCCACUCUCACCACAUCCCUCUCCACUCAAACUGUCUUUGCCACUCCCGUAUCUCGCCUGCUCCCCAGAAUUCGCCUACGGACGCGUCAGGCGCCAACUCUCCUGAAUCAGAAGAUUUUAGUUACGAUUGAUCGAUGGGACUCCACUUCUCGGUAUCCAGAAGGACACUUCGUGAGGGCCCUAGGUCAAGUAGAGAGUAAAGAGGCUGAGCAGGAAAGUCUUCUUUUGGAGUUUGAGGUGCCAUAUAGACCGUUUGGGAAGGCGAUCUUGGAUUGCUUGCCACCGGAAGGAGAGCAGUGGGUUGUUCCUCCUAAAGGAGAGUUCGACCUCCAGAACAUUUGGAGAGAUCGCGAGGAUUUAAGAGACGUGAUCGUUUGCAGCAUCGAUCCUCCAGGUUGUCAGGAUAUUGACGACGCUCUCCAUGCAAAACUGCUGCCCAAUGGAAAUAUUGAAGCUGGAGUUCAUAUCGCGGACGUAUCCCAUUUUGUCCUCCCUGACAAUCCCAUGGACAGUGAGGCUGCUGCAAGAGGCACCACGGUAUAUCUAGUUGACAAUCGAAUUGAUAUGUUACCCUCACUCCUUGGUACAAACUUGUGUUCGCUACGACCCUUCGUAGAACGAUUAGCUUUCUCGUCAAUUUGGGAAUUAACAGCAGAUGCCGAAAUUGUCAGUGUGCGAUUUACCAAGUCUGUUAUUAAAUCGAAGGCCGCUUUUACGUAUGAAGAGGCGCAGAUCAGGAAAGAUGACCCUAACUUACACGACGAGUUGACAAAUUCUAUUCGCCUACUCAACACCCUUGCCAUCAAGCUGAAAGCAAAGCGAAUGGCAGCAGGCGCUUUGAAUUUAGCCUCGCCGGAAGUGAAGAUCCACCUCGAUAGCGCCGAGUCUUCCGACCCAAUCGAUGUUGAACAGAAAGAGCUGCGGGAGACAAAUAGUCUGGUAGAAGAGUUCAUGUUGUUAGCCAACAUCAGUGUGGCUAGGAAAAUUGAAGAGAGUUUUCCGCAGACCGCCGUUCUACGCCGACAUUUACCUCCCCCUAAAACGAACUUUGAGAAGCUGCAAGACAUCUUGCGCAAGACUAAGGGUUUCUCUUUGGAUGUGAGCAGCUCCGGGGCUCUCGCAGCUUCACUAGACGAAUGUGUUGAUGCCAGAGAACCUGCGUUUAACACCCUUGUUCGCAUCAUGGCCACUCGCUGUAUGCUUUCUGCUGAGUAUUUUUCCUCGGGAAGUGUGGCGAAGGAUACCUUCGGUCACUAUGGACUCGCUAGCGAGAUCUAUACACACUUCACGAGUCCCAUUCGUAGAUACGCUGAUGUCUUAGUUCACCGACAAUUAUCUGCUGCUAUUGGAUCUACACCUCUUCAUGCCACGCUUCAUUCUAAAUCUCACGUUGAACGUGUAUUGGAUGUUGUUAACCGCCGACAUCGGAUGGCUCAGAUGGCAGGUCGCGCGAGUGUUGAAUUUUACGUCGGUCUGGCAUUGAAAGCUAGAGGUGAACAGGCAAGGGCUCGAGGCGAGCCUGAUGUUAGGGAGGACGCAUAUGUCAUUCGAACAUUUAGAAAUGGUGUUGGUGUUUUCGUCUCAAAACUCGGAAUCGAAGGCCUCGUUACAUUCAAACGCGAUACACAAUUCGACGCGGAAAACUACACGAUUACCGUUCCUGGAGCAAAGGAAGAGGUGAAGAUAUCUGUGUUUGACAAGGUCGUAGUUCGGAUUGAGGUAGAGAAGGACAAGAACACACAGAGAGGUAAGGUGAAGAUGACAUUAGUAGAACCCGUAGAUUCUAGUGCAUUUUGA